AUGAGUACGCAAGACCCUUUAUUUAUCGCCCAAGAAGCCGUCUGUUUCUAUCCUAUCAGCACCAUCUAUGAUUCCUGUCCGCGUUAUCUCUUCUACGCUCUUCUUCUGGCCAGCUGCGUGACACGAUGGACAGGAUGGUUGGCCGACGUCCUCCUAGGCGCUGCAGCUACAUACGCAGGAGUCGCAGCCAUCCAGGCGUUCAUUCUCGUUUCGAGCCCCUCGUCGGCCGUGGACCCAGGGUCGGUUACAAUCCCAUAUCUUCCUCAGAAUACCAGCCUUUGGAGUAGUUUUCCUCAGCUCAUCACGGAGAGAGACUCUGUGAUGGUCCAGCCAGCCGCUCUGGAGUUGGACGCCGAUGCAGUCACUGCUAUUGUAAUCACAGGCUAUCUCGUGUUUCUGCCCUUGCAAUGCUGGUCCCGCGUUCUCUCACAGGAGCGCAUCCGAGUUAUCCUCUUCUACCUCUGGAAUAUCUUGAUGUUCGCAGGUUCCAUUUGCGGGUUGAUCUACUCAAGUACGGAAAAAAACACGGCGACCCAAUACAUGUUCUGCUAUCCUGACCUGCCUCCGUUCGACGAAACAUCCAGUGAUGGGUGGCAAAGCUCGUGGCGAACAUCCACUUGGAACAAUAGUGUCUGGAGCAUAUUCUCCAAUAGCACCCUCUGGGGCCAGCUGGGUGACAUCUGCUUCAACCCUUGCUUCAACACCAGUCAGGUUCUUCGCCAGCAGACUUCAUUGGACGUGUGGGUUGCGACCAGCAGCUCGGAACUGGACCAUCCACACUCGUUCUGGAACAAGUUUGUCUAUUCUCGGCGUUACAUUUACAGUCUCCUUGGCGUCACUGUCAUCUUGAACAUCAUCCUGCUUGUGUCAAGAUUCUUUCCCUACAGCUCUCGAAUCCCGUCCGUGCAGAUGGUAGUUGUUUGGAAAGAACGCAAGGCCAUAUGGAACGGCUUUCGGGAAGGCUUUUCCCUAAUCAAGGCACUUGCAAAUACACAGCCAUGUCCUGCUGCGGGCCAAAACGACUAUCCAUCACACAAGGGCUCUACUUGCCGCCGGGUUCGAUCCGUCCUAAGCAGGCACUUUGCCACAGAAUGCCUCCGUCUAUUGGCAGACUCACUCCUUCUCAUUGGCCUGUUACUCAGCAUCAUUAUCAGUCCGUUGACACUGAUCGCGUUUGUCGCCUGGAUUGAAUGGUACAUUCACAAUGAUGGACCGUCCCAAGAAAAUCCUCAGCAGGUUGGACAAUGGUCGUACUUGGUUUCAAUUGGGCUGUUACUCAUCUCGGCGUUGAUCCUGAGAUGGAAGUAUCACGUUGCUUCAACUCAAGAAUUGGACGAUGAAAUAUGCACGCUCAGAGCGCGCUUGACGGAUGUGGAGAGAAGAAGGCUGUUGCAUGCAGAAGCUGACAGACAUGCUGAGCCCACUGGAUAG
This is a messenger RNA of Aspergillus thermomutatus, 1431 nucleotides long. RefSeq lists its product as uncharacterized. The record is from RefSeq and is a predicted model, not a curated record. Bases 1 to 1431 code for a protein of 476 amino acids. Lineage: Eukaryota; Fungi; Ascomycota; Eurotiomycetes; Eurotiales; Aspergillaceae. The transcript has a single exon.